Molecule: messenger RNA, 1706 nt
Organism: Prosopis cineraria
Lineage: Eukaryota; Viridiplantae; Streptophyta; Magnoliopsida; Fabales; Fabaceae
Product: aspartyl protease family protein At5g10770-like
Exons: 3
Coding region: 1-1503 (500 amino acids)
Biological process (GO): proteolysis
Molecular function (GO): aspartic-type endopeptidase activity
Source: RefSeq, a predicted model, not a curated record
AUGGCUUCUUCUUCUUCUAAUCCCUUCCUGUUUGCUUUUAUUUCUGUUGUUUGCUUCUUCUUCUUCUUGAUAGAGAACGAACCCUUUGUUUCUGCAAUAACGAGGAAAGAAGCCAGUGAGCUUCUUCAACAAACUCAACAUCAUGUUCAUCUCACCUCUUUCUUCCCUUCUUCAUCUUGCACCUCUCCUCCUAAAGGUGCAAGCAGGAAGGGAUAUUUGGAAGUAGUACACAAGCACGGCCCAUGUUCAGAACCGAAGCAACAAACAUCAUCAUCUUCAUUUAUUAUACCGCACAGAGAAAUCCUGAUGCGAGACCAAGCGAGGGCUAGGUCAAUCCACUCUAAGCUUUACAGGAGACACAACUAUAAUGAAGUAGCAAAAGUAGAUGUUAGUUCAAAUCGCAGGUUGGACCGGGUUCAGCUUCCGGCCAAGUCCGGCGUCCUUCUCGGGACCGGGAACUACUUUGUCACGGUGGGGCUGGGAAGCCCCAAGAGAGAUCUGUCUCUGGACUUCGACACAGGCAGUGACCUAACUUGGACUCAGUGUGAGCCCUGUCUUGGUUCUUGCUAUUCCCAGAAACAACCAGUCUUUGACCCUUCUCACUCUUCUUCUUACUCCGAUGUCUCUUGCUCAUCUUCUCAGUGCUCCCAGCUUCUCUCUGCCACUGGAUUUUUUCCAUUAUGUAAUACAACAACAAGGGCUUGCAUGUACGGUCUUAUCUAUGCUGACGAAUCCACCUCCAUUGGCUUCUUCGCUAAGGAAAAACUAACCAUAUCUCCGACCGAUGUCUUCGACGACUUCCUUUUUGGCUGCGGCCAGAACAACACAGGUCUCUUCGGCGGCACCGCUGGGUUGCUCGGUCUCGGUCGCGAUCCGCUCUCCUUCGUCCAACAAACCGCGCAUAAGUACCACAGAAUCUUUUCCUAUUGUCUUCCGUCGACUCCAAGUGCCGUCGGCUACCUCAACUUUGGCCCCAGUCAUAGGUACUCCUACGGCGACGUCAAAUACACUCCGUUCUCCUCCAUCUUCAAGAACUCCUCCUUCUACGGCCUUGACUUCGUCGGAAUAUCUCUCGGUGGCGUCAAUAUCCCGAUCUCUGCCUCCUCCGGCACGGUUAUUGACUCUGGUAGUGAAGUCACCUGGCUCCCUCCGGCGGCGUACAGUUCCCUGAGAGACGAGUUUCAGAGACAGAUGUGGAGGUACCCGAAGGCGGAUCCGGUUGAAGUACUGGACACGUGCUACAAUCUGCGUGGGUACGAAGUUGUUCACUUGCCGAAGGUUUCAUUGACGUUUGGAGGUGGGGUGAACGUGACGUUGGACGCAUCGGGGAUUCUGUAUGUUGUGAGCAAAGAACAGGCGUGUUUAGGGUUUGCUGCGAAUAAAGUUGAUGGCGAUGAAGGUGAUGAUGUGGUUAUUAUUGGCAAUACACAGCAGAAAACACUGGAGGUAGUGUACGAUGUUGAUGGUGAAAGGAUUGGGUUUAGAUCUCACGGCUGCAAAUGAUAGAUUCUUAAAUUUAUUAGUGUUAUUAUGAUGUCAACAAAAAUCAAUAAAUCCAAGUAGCUUAUAAGUUGAUAUAUUAUAAGCAUGAGUAAGGUAAGGAUAUGCUUAUAUCUGUCUACUUAUAUAUUUAAAGUGAUCUAAUUCAUGAGUUUGCCAGGUAAAGCAAGAGACUUUUAGACGUUGGUUGUUAGGGCUUAUAUUGU